ACUAAACACGGUUAUUCGCAUAAAAGUAACUGUAAAUUGACGUCCUAAUGCUCAUGGGCUUAUUUAGAGUCAGAGUUAUAGUAGAUGGCAGCUUAAUAAUUUUAGGUUAGAAUGAAAACAUUGUUUGUUUUGUGAUUGUUUAAUCGUUUCAAUUGGUUGUAAGUGCAGAAUUAUAAUAUGUUGACUAGUUGUUCAAGUCUUAUCUAUAAAUGCUAUCAGUGCUUGUACAUACAAUGUGAAGAGAAGUGUUUAUAAUAAUAUGUAGCGUUUAUAUUUAUUAUUGCGUGAGUUUAAGAUUCUUUAGUUUACAAAAGUAUUGAACAUUGAAUACUGUGAAACAUUGUGUAUAGUAUAGGUACCUAUAUGAGUUACACGACGUACUUGCAUCGUUUGUGUUGAUAAAAUUUUUAGUUCCAAUUCCGAAGAGUCACGGAGCGCUAGUUCGGUUUGUUUACAUACGGCGUUGGCAUUAACAUUAACCUCUCAAAAAUGGACCGCGAAAUAAAAAGUAACGCUAUAACAGUUGCCAAUGUUCCAAAUACAGAUCGUAUUUCACGUUUAAAUGAACUUUUCUUUGUGGAGUUCAAGUGCAGCCCAUCUUUUUUCGUAAAAGUGCCAGGCAGAGUGAAUAUAAUUGGAGAACAUAUCGAUUACUGCGGCUAUCCAGUGUUGCCAAUGGCUAUAGAACAGGAUAUUCUAAUCGCGGCUCGAGUGAUAAAUGAAUCAAAAAUAUAUUUACGAAAUGUUGAUACAAAAUAUACUAAAUAUGAUAUAAAUAUAACAAAUAAUUCAGAAGACAUAGAAAUUAAACCAGACACGAAUGGGAAACCUUUUUGGUAUAAUUAUGUACUUUGUGGCAUAAAAGGUGCACUAGAAUAUUUAAAUAAAGACAAUAUCAACGGAGUGCAAUUUCUUUUUCAUGGUAAUAUACCUCCGGCCUCUGGACUUUCAAGUUCUUCUGCCUUAGUAAGUGCUUCAUGCCUUGCAUUUAUCUAUGCACAGAAUGAGAUACCAAAUAAAACUGAGAUUGCUUCACUAUGUGCCAAGAGCGAAAGAUAUGUUGGAACACAAGGAGGUGGAAUGGACCAAGCUAUUGCCUUCCUUGCUGAAAAAUAUAACGCACAAUAUAUAACGUUUAAGCCAUUGAAUGCUGCACCCGUAGCUUUGCCAGAAGAUGCUGUAUUUGUGGUUGCACAUAGUCUUGCUGAAAUGAAUAAGGCCGCAACGAAUGAUUACAAUAGACGAGUAAUAGAAUGUAGGCUAGCUGCUAAGAUAAUAGCGAUUCUUGAAGGAAUAUCUUGUGAUAAUAAUAUCAUCACUUUAAGUGAAGUACAAAUUAAGCUAGCAAAAUCUUUAGAAGAAAUGGUAAACCUUGUAAAAAAGCAUAUACCAAAUGAAAUUUAUACAAAACAGGAUAUAUGCAAAAUUUUGAAUGUUAACCAAGAGAAAAUGGAGAAUUUAUAUUUAACUGCCAAUACAAAAAGUCUACAAGAGUUUAAAUUAAAACAACGGGCACUCCAUGUUUACGAAGAAGCGAAGAGAGUUGAAGACUUUCGUAAUGCAUGCGGACAAAGUGAAAAUGGCUUCGCAAAUACAUUGAAUGGAAAUAUUUCCCAAAAUGGCAAAAAUACGAAUAAUACUCUGAAUGUUUUGGGCAAAUUAAUGUCUGAAAGUCAUGAAAGCUUGAAAACACUUUAUGAAUGUUCCCAUGAAAACUUGGAUCGUAUUGUUGAUAUAUCCAAAGAACUCGGCGUACAUUGUCGUCUCACUGGAGCUGGUUGGGGAGGAUGUACAGUAGCCUUGUGUCCAAAAGAUAAAGUACAAGAAUAUACAGACACGAUAAUUGAAAAAUUUUAUGUGAAUUAUUGUCGCAUAGACAAGACCAAAGCCAAACAAUAUGUUUUUGUUACUAUUCCUAGUCAUGGUGCAAUGAUAUAUAAAUAUUAAAAAGUUUUUUCACGAAUUUAACAUUUAAAUAUUUUUCGGUAUUUAUUUGUUUUUUUAUUUCUUGUGCCAGUUAGAAUGUCUAAAUAAUUAAUACCUAUAUGUAAAUAUACAUAUAAUAACAGAAAUUGAUACUUUAAUAUUAUUUUCGUAUUUAGGUUAUUAACAUAAAAUAAUUUAAAUCAUUCAUUACGCACCUAUCUUAGGUACCUACCUACUAAAUUACACGAUUGGCUCCUUGCCUAUAUUUAAUUAAAAAAAUGCAAUCACGCACAAAAUUUGGCCAACAAUAGGAUUUCUGGUAUCGCCAUAGAGAAAAAAAUAAAAGAUUUUUUCUAUACUUUUUAAUGUAUUAUAAUUUUAUAAUUUAUAAUAAUUUAAAUAAAUUGUGCAUUUAUUUACAAUAUAUUACCGUAAGACAAAUAAAAGAGAUUUCGUUUACCUACUACAAAUUUUAUUUGUAAUUUAAUAAUUAAGUAGUGUUAUCCUAAAAUACAUAUUUUUUUUUAUUAAUAAGUUCAAUUUUUGCUUUAUAUUAUAUUUUAGUUACUUUUAUAAAUUUAUGUUACAUCUAUUAUUUAUACGGUAUCAUACUAUUUUACUGUCACAGUAAUAACAAAAUAAAAUGCAUGUAAUUUUAUCAUAGACACGAUAACGAAUUACGAAAUCCCUUUACAUCCGUAGAAGAACGUAAAGGGAUUUCCAUACAUACAAUUCCAUAUAUCCAUACGGGCAUAAAUACGGGAACAGAAUCUUCAAAAUCUCCAGAUAACUGCAUUAUAUUUUUAUUUUUUUAUUAUAGGUCGUAUUACUGUGACGGUAAAAUUAUACGAUAUCUGUUUUGUCAUGCUAUGAUAAAUUAUAAAAAUGGCUAUUAUUUUCCAUUUAUUACUUAUUUUUGUAAGUUAUAUGAAUGAAAUAUUAUAACAUUUAGGUAGAAUCAUUAUUAUCAACAGUAAAUAUUGUAUUUGUAAUUUUACUUAAAGAUAAUGAUAAUAUGUACCUGCCUGUCUAUCUAUAUUUUAUCUUCAAAAAAUAAAUAUAGUUUACAGUAUUA
Molecule: messenger RNA, 3001 nt
Organism: Galleria mellonella (greater wax moth)
Lineage: Eukaryota; Metazoa; Arthropoda; Insecta; Lepidoptera; Pyralidae
Gene: Galk
Product: N-acetylgalactosamine kinase
Exons: 1
Coding region: 490-1947 (485 amino acids)
Biological process (GO): galactose metabolic process; carbohydrate phosphorylation
Cellular component (GO): cytosol; cytoplasm
Molecular function (GO): ATP binding; galactokinase activity
Source: RefSeq, a predicted model, not a curated record